ACCUGAAAUUUGUAGCAAUUUGUAGAGGAGAAUUCCAAGUAAAAUACUUUGUAAUUUUUUAAUAUUAGUGGAAAUUUUAAUAAUCAUUACUCAUACGAUUUAUCUUUCGAACGAUUACAUUUUGUGUCUGUUGUGUUACGAACUUAAGUGAUUAUCUUUUAAUAUUUAUGCGAUGAAUUUCUGAAAAAGUUGAUAUCAAACAAUAGUGUUAACUGUUUUAAUUUAUUUGUUAUUGUUCUCGUUUUGAGGUGAGUGUUCGAAUAAUAUAAUUUACGUUCACAAAUUAUCGACAAUCACUUAAGUGGGUAACAAACAAAAUAUUAAUCUCCCACUUCGCUAGAAACGUAUAGAAAAUAUGUAUCUAUAUAAAAUAAUUUCACUUUAGAAAUUUCACAUGAUUUGCCUUGGAAAUUCGUUCAAAUCCAUUCGAAAUGAUGGUAUUAUUGUAACCUUCCUCUUUAAUUUCCACAUAUUUAAAACAAUUAGACAUAUUUACGAAAAUCGAUGACCCGACCUUGAAAAAACGAGGUAGAAAUCUACCAAAAUUCACGUAAAAUUCUGGCUACAUUGAUGUGUCUCUGCCCACUCAAUAUUAAAAUACACUUUGCGAGUGGGUUACCUUACUUUAGUGUGCUAAGUGGGAGUUAAUCAUUUAAUAAUGUACACCUAGAUACCAUUUUUUAUCUUUUACCAUCAAAAAUAUGCAACUAAAUAGUUGGUUAAAAAAAACUGGGGCUUAAAGAUACUAGUAGCACCAAAAUGGUGGACUAUUACAGAGUCCUUGAGGUGCUAAAAACCGCUACAACAGCAGAAAUUAAAAAAGCAUAUAGGAAAUUGGCUUUGAAAUGGCAUCCCGAUAAAAAUCCAGAUAAUCUUGAAGAAGCAACCAAAAAAUUUAAAGAAAUUUCAGAAGCCUACGAAGUAUUAUCUGAUGAGAAAAAGCGACGCGUUUACGAUGAAUACGGUAAAGAAGGAUUAAUAAAUGGAGGCAGUCGCGGAAGGAGCAGACACGAAGACGAUUUCGAUCUAGGAGGAUUUGGAUUCUUCACUUUCAGAGAUCCAGAAGAUGUGUUCAGAGAAUUUUUCGGUGCCACAGUAUUUGAUCUAUUAGAUCCUCAUUCUAGAGACAGAAGACGUCACAGACAUUCUCACCCUCAAAAUGCCCUAAGCACAUCGAUGUUUAGUCCUUUCGGUUUACAAAUCGGUGGAGGGUUGAUGGACGAUUUUUUCAAUACGGGUCCUCACACGGGUGGUUUUACAUCAUUUAGUUCAAUAAACGCUUCGUUUAACGGCGCCCCGAGUAACGCUAAUGUUAAAAGGACCUCAACUUCUACGAGAUUCGUGAACGGAAAGAAAAUUACAACAAAAAAGAUCUACGAAAAUGGCAAAGAAACCGUAUUAUCAUUCGAAAACGACGUGCUGAAAUCAAAGACUGUCAACGGGGUUUCUCAAAGUAUAACUUACAGUUAAAUAAUUAAUUUUGAAUAAUUAUUUUUUUUUUCCACUUUAGCCUAAUUGUAGUACUUACACAACUUUUUCAAUAGGACAUAUAAAUAUUAUUCCCAUUGAAGCUCAACGCUAGUGUAAUCCUAUAUCGCGGUAAAAUCGUGUUAAUUGUUCUUAUUUUGAAAAAUAUAGAUGUGUCAAGGUGUACAAUUAGUUUAAGUUGUUCGUAAUAACCAUAUUCUGAUUCGAAACAAAUUUGCACACACACCUUGGAUUUUUUUUGGUAUUACAGUGGAGACUUGAUUAACCGGACUAAAAAUUAUCUAAUAAAACCAACAAUAAUGAAGAAUUGAACAUAUGUAUCAUUUAGUUUAAUUGUUUCUAAUAUUUGGUAUCUUUCGUUCGAAUAAAAUCUGUUAAACACAGAUAAACGAGCUUCCACUGUACUUAGAAGAUUUAAUCGUUGUCAAAUUUCAAAAUACUUCUAGAUGUACAUCAAGAAAUUCUAGUGGACAGAUCGAGACGUUGAGUUGGUCUUUUUCUUUCCCUUAUAUCCGGUACAAAUGAACCUAGUCGAAAUAAAAAGUUGUCACUGUCUUCGGUUACUCCAUUUUACAAUUUCUUGACAUUUCGGUAGUUUAGUGUAUAUGUCAUCGUUUAAAUAAAAAAUAUUUGUGACAAAGCACUGAUCCGAUUUAAAACCAGGCUUUGCUGAUAUUCACUAACAAAUUAAUAUAUUAAUAAUGCUUGGUCUUUAUCUCUUUAUAUUUUACCGAAUAAAUCAUUUUUUUUUCAGUUCCAUUCCUUUAAUGACAUUAAUUUGUGCGUUAAUUUUUUCUUUAUUUAUUAAAAACAAAAAUAUAAAAUAUUAAGGGUAAAGAUUAUGAAGUGAAUUUCAGUAAACCUCUAUUGUAACCUCACUACAUUGGCUUCAGCAGUGAAUUGACUGUAAUUAUAAUUAAUUUUAAGGAUACGUUGUUAAAUUACAACUCCCAAUUAACUUGUAAAUUUGUCAUUCUAAAUUUUAUUUUAUUAUAUAGUUAUAAUAAAAUAUUACUCAUC
Messenger RNA from Diorhabda sublineata, 2508 nucleotides. Its product is annotated as dnaJ homolog subfamily B member 6-B-like. Bases 760 to 1470 code for a protein of 236 amino acids. The transcript has 6 exons. Lineage: Eukaryota; Metazoa; Arthropoda; Insecta; Coleoptera; Chrysomelidae. The record is from RefSeq and is a predicted model, not a curated record. Gene Ontology annotation, molecular function: Hsp70 protein binding.